GCAGCUUGUCUUCGUUCGUGUUGAUGUCUUCUGAACUUAGAUACACUGCCAACACACAGUUAGAGCACCUCCACGCACGAUACACGGGGACUGGUCACGCGGAUGUCUCAAAAUACGACUGGGUGACGCAUCAGCACAGGGAUACGUUGGCGUCCAUUGUGGGGCACCCCACGCUGACAUCGUUUCUGGCGAUCGCGGACGGGCAGUCGAUUGGUCGCAUCAAGUUUGAGAUGGCAGAGAAAAUGCUGCAGCCUUGUGGCCCUCCCCCACGCAAAGACGAAGAUUGACGCUUUGAAAGGGAGCAGUAGUCUGUAAUGAGACCAGAUAUAGUAGUCCCUUUGUGCUUUGGAUCUAGGCUUUGACCCAUAAGAUUGACAUGGGAACUUUUCGCUCAUCGGGCCGCAGACAUCGGUUGAUUGUAACGUCCCGAUUAGGAAGCACAUGUCCAAGCAAAGCGCAUUGACUCUCGACUUCUUCCACGACCCCCCAACCAUUGUACUAUCCUUUCGCCAGGUGGCUUUGCCCUACCUACAAUCCCUAUAAUGGCGGCCAUGGAUCUCGUUCGCUCGCUUUCGCUCGCCUCCUCGUCCCCGGAGUCGUCGUCUUUGCAUGCUGCCUCGAAAUCCCCAACUCCAGAGCCCCAUUACAGACUAUCCAGACUAAACACCCCACCUCUUAUCCCCCCAGUCCGCUCCCCCUCUCUCAUUUCUCGCUCUGUGUCUGCUGGGAUGCCAUUCGCCUUCAAGAGGACGGAAUCGAAGGAAAAAGAGAGAGCUCGUGACAUAGAGAAACAAAGCCGUUCCCCGGAGCCAGAGGACCGCCCUUCAAGUCGCUUUGGAUUCACUCUUCGCAAGAAAGUGUCCCUGGCGUCGCUCAGACCGGGCGGGCACGAUGAAACAAUGCUGUCCCGCUCCGUUUCAGCAACCCCUAGUAUCCCCCCCAUUUCCGCCCCCACGGUGACCCCGCCCAGCGAGAACAAGGUGGCAAUCGUACUCACUUCCUCAAAUGAGGGAGAGGAAGAUGAGGAUAUCAGUGAUUUGGAGGAGGAGAAGACGGGCAAGGUUCCAGAGCGGUUCGUCAAGAGGAACGGGUUUAGGACGCGACACAAGAUGAAGGUGCAUCCGUACGAUGCACCAUAUAUGCUAGCGUUUGAUCCAGUGGUCCUUGAGGCAGAACGGUACGCGCAUUACCUUCUUCGCCGGCUGCUACCCUCCGGCUCGCCGACAUUCUACCUCUACUCGACGCCACCCUCGAGCGUGCUCGACCUUGGCUGCGGGCAAGGGAUGUGGCUAAACGAUGCUGCACGCCUCUGGCGCUCCACCAACUUUUUUGGUUUUGAUCUGGUUGACGUGACGAUACCUGCUAUAACCGACGGCUCGCUUCCCAACGUUCGCUUCGUUCGCGGAGACUUCAACCAGUUCGCGUUGCCAUUUUCCAAAGAUCAAUUCGAGCUCGUUCGCGUCGCCAAUCUAUCGCAUUGCAUUCCCCACGAUAGGUGGGAGUUUGUUCUGCGUGAGAUCUAUCGGGUGCUGGUGCCUGAUGGUAGAUUGGAGUUUCUGGAUGACCAGGCAGUCUAUAGCUUUGGCGAGGCACCGACGGAGGAGGAGGAGGAGGAGGAGGAUGUCGCGGCCCGAACAUUAACACCCAACGCCAACACGCCACGGCCGCAUCAACAAGUCUCAGAGUUCUUUGACUCGGACGAAGACGACGACAACGACGACGAAGAAGACGGGGUCAUUAUGACGCCCUCUUUCGACUCGGGCUCGGACUCUGCUUCUGAGCGGUCGUCUUUCACGGACGCAUCUACCCUAAUCGGGGAUCCUUCUGAGCGGGGCUCAGUUGAACUGAAGAAGGGUCUGGCCCCGGGCGCUAUUUCGCUCGAAUACGAGCCUGUCCAUCGUCCCUUCAGUGGCGUUGACCACUUGAUUAUCUCCAUUCCGCCCUCUGAAAAACCAUCCGUGGUCGUCAAUGUUGUCGUUGAUGGGCAAGACUCUCCGUCGACACCGAUGGGUCCUCUGGAUGCUUCUCUGGCCGCUGCAGCUGCCGUGCCUGUCCCCUUGACACCCACCACGGACGUCUCCGAGGCGCAUGAAACCCCUUUCACUCGAUGGACCACGCGCCGCACAGCAUCUCGAGAUCUGGAACGGGUGUUCCAGCGCAUGAUCGCGUCACAGCACAAGAUGCAUACCCGACCAGCUGACCUGGUAGGAUCCCUGCUCUCGCGGAUAUUCGCUGAGGGCGAAGGGUCCGGGGGUCGGAAAGGAAAAGUGGAUCAGCCGGAGACCAUGCAUCUGAAACUUGCGCCGAUAGGGGCGGAAGAACGUCCAGGUGUAGUUGUCCGGGGGCUUGUCUCUCAUGCCAAGCCGCGGAUGAGCACCGAUUCUGUGAGGAAGGUGCCGAAGGUCUCCGAAUCGGCUAAAGUGCUGGAUUCGCCUGUCCCCUCUGGUCUCAGUGCCAAAGCUGCUGAGCGCUUGGGCAUCGUUGGUUCCGGUGCACCUCCGAUCAAACGGCCGCGAGCGCUCUCAGCCGAGUUCUCAGACGAUGAAGACGAAUUUGACGAAGCAGAUCGUCCGGCUGAGAAUCGUUUCCCGCGACCGACUCUGGGGCGAGGCAGCUCGAGUUGGGUUGCCCCCGGUGAAUGGGACGCGCCUCCAGUCCCUAUCGCACGAUCGAAUGCCACUUUGCUCGUCGAUUCUCCGAGCACAAAGACCAUCGGUCCUUCUGCCAGCACUCGCACGAUCACCGGUGCUAGCAGCACGAAGACCAUCAAACAGAUGACGCUGCGUCCGAGUUCAGCUUCACGGGCCGAGUCGACUCAUAAAAGGGGUGGCUCGGCUGCGUCGACGCACAGCACAUUGAGCGUAGCCUCCGGGUCCUGGAAUGAAGCGGAUUCCGGGCCGCCACGAUACUCAAGCGGGCGUAGACAGCAUCCUGGGUUGAUUCUCUGGCCGUCGACGUUCAUACCAGUCCCACCGCUCGAGUUGGAGAUGCACGCCACGCGACACAUGCAGACGCUUCUUGCCUGCAAGCCUGCUUUGGCUGAAUUCGUCGCAGCACAUGUUGAUCCCGUGACUGGUCAGCCAGUUGUUUCGGACCAAGAGUUCGAAGACGCUAUUUGGGACUACGAAUGGUUUGUUUAUGGAAUUAUGUGCUGCCUCUGUUCUGAUUCACAUGACAGUUUCCGUCGUCCGAGGUACAACUGGCCUGAGCUGCCCGAAGCUCGUUUAGAAGAAGAAACCGAAGAAGACACGUUUCCGCUGUCUACCGCCCGCAGCAGUCACCAUGCUGCUGCCGGCGCACCGCCGAAGAUGGAGACUCCAGUUGAAAAGAUCACUGGACGUGCUCCAUUUGAACAAUUUGAGCUCACCCAUGUUCGGACAAUACGCGUUCUCGGUGCUGUCAAGGGCGGUGUUUGAUCUGCCUUGACUUGGACUCUCUUGUUUUUACGACACGAUCCUUGACGAUUACUUGAGUGGCCUUGAUCCGCCACCCUCACGCUCCUUGCAUCUCUGUACUCUCUCGCACUCUCACUUUCGUUUUUGUCUCGCAGUCAUCCCUUGCAUCGCAUUCGGAGUUUCCUUUACAUUAUCUUGUUUAUUUUGUAGACUACGAUACUUUCUUGUACUAGAACAAAGGUGGAAUGGAGUUGUCUCGAUACUUGGAACUGACCAAAGUGUACUGUC
This is a messenger RNA of Mycena citricolor, 3683 nucleotides long. Lineage: Eukaryota; Fungi; Basidiomycota; Agaricomycetes; Agaricales; Mycenaceae. The record is from the annotation of a GenBank genome assembly.